This is a messenger RNA of Mesorhabditis belari, 1593 nucleotides long. NCBI's taxonomy places the organism in Eukaryota, Metazoa, Nematoda, Chromadorea, Rhabditida, Rhabditidae. The record is from the annotation of a GenBank genome assembly.
AUGACUGAAAAGCUUGAAGGAGAUCUCGCGCUUGUCGUCAACGUUGAGCCACUCGAGUUAGCGAUUAUUCAAUCAAGUGCAGAGACGUCAAAAUGGUUGCUGGCUGAUGAAAAGCUCAAGCCUCAAGCCAAAGAAAUCAAGGAGUCGCAAGCCGAAGAACCGCCUCGAACAAGUCCAAUACAACCAAAUUUGUUGAUUCCGGAAGAAGGCUUCAAGUUUUCAUCAAAAUUUCAGCCGUGGAAGUUGCAUCAAGAAAGGAGCUAUGGGCCCGCAUCCACCAACGACAAGAAAGAAGGAUACAUGCUUGCCGUUUAUUUGGGUGUUUACGAUGACGCACACUUUUUCUAUAACGAGCAACGAGUUUACGCAAUCAUCCCACUUGAGUCGUUCAACUAUGAAACGUAUCGUGUUUCAAUGAAAGACUUAAUCCCUGGAAGAAAGUGUAUGGUGGAAACACAAAUUCACAAACGCCAGAACUCGCCCAACAAGAACAGUUUCGUCGAGCGGAAAGUUGUGUCGCCGAUUCGCCUUCUAGACGACUAUUACAAGGCUGUGGUCAUGAAAUCGAAGCAAGGAGAGAACUUCAUUUUAAUGGAAGUGAAACUCGGGCCGUAUGUGAACGUGAACACAAUAAAAAACAAAGCAAUCGCUAUUCACGAGGAAGUGAUCGAAGGAAAGAAUCUUUAUUCAAAAAAAAUCCAUCAAAAAGUUCACGAUUGGCACGAUUUUCAUACAAAGAAGAAGCUGGAUCAUGAAGAGGACUUUAUAGCAUACAUCUAUUUGGAGAGAAAUCCAGCGAAUUCCUUGGUUCCUUUAUGGAUGAUCGCGCAUAUUUGCGGUGGAACAAAGAAAAAGAAGAAAGUCGUGAAAACAGAGGUCCAGGAAUCGCUUUCCAUUGGGGACAAGUUUUUAGAGCAAAAUGGUCCAAGCUCGUCUUGUGCUUUCCAAGAUUCAUCACCGACUGUAGAAGCCAAACGGUUCAAUCUAAAAGAUGUUCAGCAACGCCAGGAAUCCACUGGACAAGGUUUUGAGGGUAAUCGACAACGAGAAAUACCCGUUCAAGAUUAUCGUGCUUGUGGUGUGUCCACUGGUGAUCACUGGAAUGAAGUACAUGGAUAUUUACGAAAUUUGCCGAACCAUCAAGACUAUUGGGGUGAUGAGGAACAAGACCGGGAUCAUUAUAUGUCAGCUCACGAUCGCCACCUAUCAAGAUCAGACUCACCGUAUCAAGAUCAGUAUCACGCAAGAAGAGAUUCUUUAAACCAACUCGGUUUUGCCUCACCACGACGAUCACCGAUUGAAGUUUAUGAGCCACCGCCACAAUAUGAGGAAUUAAUGAGAUCUCCGACUUCAAUGAAUCGAGGACAGAGGAAUCAAUUUGCUUUCCCCGAUCAAUCACGAAUCGAAAGCGCGUAUUGUUCCUCAACUCAUUCAUCAUCGCAAAUCGCUUCUUCAGCACCAACGCUUUCUGCUUUCUGCCCGCAUGAGAUUGGUUCAAAGGAAUGGAUGUCAGCGCUUUGUAGAGAUUGGACAAUGAACCCAAAAGUGAUGGCAGUGUUGAUGCAAGAGAAAAGCCCGAGUUUCAUGGAAAUU